AUGGACUAUUCCAGUAUUAUUUCUAAGCCCAAGUCGUUCUUUGGUGGACAGAAAGUCUGGAUGGCUCGCGGCGAGGACCUUGCCCUUUUCAACACGCAUCGGCCCAAUAUCCAGAACCUCCUGAGACAUUCCUGUAUUCCCGAGUCUAGCCAUAAUCUCUGGAUCGGUCUUUAUCGAGUUGGGGCUACGGAGGAUGAAGCAAAGACAUUCGUCGUUGUUUCAUGCACCGAUCGCAGAAUCAGAAAGCUUACUCGUGAUUUCCUAAGCAGCUGUCCUAUCUUCCAGCCAGGUCAAGCCCUCGACCGAUUCAAAGUCGUCAAUAAAGCAACUCUUCCCGAGACAGCUUGCGAGCCUCGGCAGACUAUGCAAGACGAACAGGACUCGGAAAAUGAACCGGGAUUGUGGAAUGGAGACAAGGGUAAGAACAUUGCUAGGGGCGAAUACAAGACUAUUCGCAUAUCCCCACCCAUCACAGGAGAUAGUUAUCUGUGUCGCCAAGUACAAGCACGCCAUGUAUCUGGCAAAGGAGAGGUGGGAUAUCAAACAGCCACGGCAGGACCGCUGAUCAACGUCCAUUGCCGCACCUAUCAGCUCACUGUGGCGCACGUUGUCAACUUUGAGACGAAAGAUAUUCACGAUACCAAUGAGAGCGCAAUAUGUUCCGUAAAUAAAGAUAUUGCCUCUUGGGAUAUCUCAGCCAGCCGAAACAGUACUUCAGACGCCUCUGAUAAUGGCAUUCCCUCUUCUUUAUCAAGCGACUCAGCAUUUAAAGUUGCUACUCAACGAGAGGGAAGUGGUGCAGCCAUCACAAAAGCAACUUUCAUCGAUGAAGAACCCAUAGACGAGUCAGUUCACCCGCCUUCUUCGACACAUCCCCAUCAUUCAGAACUUCCAGUCCUUGAAGAAUUCCUCAUUGAUCAUGCCUCACCGUAUUUGCGCUUUGCACCCGAACCAGAGAAUUGCCAAAUCUCCACGGAAAUGGAUUAUCUUCUCAUUCCUGCGAGCACAGAUCUCCGGCCAGUGAGCUCUACGUCCAAGGGUGCAGAACUAGUACAGAUAUCUGAUGCCUUCGACUUACAAUACGAAACGGAGGCUCGUUCUAUUAUAAUUGCCACAGCCUCACUCGGGUACGUUGAAGGCGUGGUUUUUCCGGCAUCGUCAUUGCUACGACCUCUGGGCUCAAAGAACUUUCAAACAUUAUAUUGCAUCGAGUCUCACAACUCUAUGCCCAAGGGAACUUCUGGCUCAGCCGUUUUCGACAGGGAAACUGGGCUGCUUGCUGGAUAUAUCGUGUUAGGAUGUCCUGAACAGAACAUCUGGUAUAUGAUUCCCAUCUUGAGCGUGUUGCAUGAUCUGGAGGUCAGAUUUGGUCAGAUAGGAAACUGCCAGAUACAAAUCAAUGUUGCUGCGGCUGUGGUGUCAAAUUUGGUUGACAUGGUAACCGCAAACAUUAAGGAGCUCCCCCAAAUUAGCCUCUUAGGUGGUACUGCUAUACAGCGCGAUCAAGAGUCUCCUAAACAGAGGGUCUCAAAAUCACCAAAAGCAACUCAGUGGAGAAGAAUCAACGGGGCCAUUACAAGCAUCCUCAAGGGUUUUCAACCCGAAGAUUCAGUCCCCCUUGACCACUGGAGUCUUCUGUUUGGUCAGAAAGCCCGUUCCACAAAUAACGACAGACUACUCCUUGAACCUGCCAUCUCAUAA
This is a messenger RNA of Fusarium musae, 1701 nucleotides long. RefSeq lists its product as uncharacterized. The record is from RefSeq and is a predicted model, not a curated record. The transcript is spliced from 3 exons. Bases 1 to 1701 code for a protein of 566 amino acids. Lineage: Eukaryota; Fungi; Ascomycota; Sordariomycetes; Hypocreales; Nectriaceae.